Molecule: messenger RNA, 774 nt
Organism: Caenorhabditis remanei
Lineage: Eukaryota; Metazoa; Nematoda; Chromadorea; Rhabditida; Rhabditidae
Exons: 5
Coding region: 1-774 (257 amino acids)
Source: RefSeq, a predicted model, not a curated record
AUGGAAGGUGAAAUCUCUAAAACGCCAUACAACACUAUCUAUGCGCCGUUGAAGAACAAAAACAAAGAAGUGGUUUGUUGUGAGCAUGGGAAAACGUGCGGAAAGGGAAAAGAUGAGAAUCAAUACGUGAAUUUAUGCCAAUCUCCUCCGAAAGAAUCAACAGUUGCAUCGAAACUCGUUGAGAAGUUGAAUAAAUUGGCUGAUAAAUCUGAAAUAAUCAGUCUGAAAAGUAUCAUGGAAAAGGAGAAAUCAACGAAAAAGGGGAAGAAUGAAAGGAAAAAGAAAGCAGUAAUUGAUGACAGUCAAUCGUAUGUCAUGCUUGGACCAGCGAGUGGAGAACAGAAUUCUCAAGCGUCUCCAGCUCAACCUCCUUCUGCAAGUGAGAUUUCGAUUAUAGACCGAUCGGAUAGUCGUCGCAAAAGCGGCGAAGCCUCAUCUGCCUACAUUGGUGUCCUGACUCUCGCAGAAGCUGAGAAUCGUCUGACGAAUCGUGGUGAAUUCGCCCUCUACCAUCUCUCCCACCCUGCCGGACGCCUCGAUACUCUCUAUGAAUCCCUCCCACUCAUGCUCAUCUACCGUACUACCACCAAGAAAAAUCGUCACUAUUCGAUUCGUGUGUCGUCGGAAAACCAAUAUUUCGUUGAUUGUGGAUAUCCGAAUGUUCGAAAACACUACUCGUUGAAUCAGUUGAUUAUGUACUAUAAGAUCUCUGCCACGUGUGAAAUCAACCCAGAUGACACUUCUGCUGACUCGUUUUCCUGGUGGCUCGAGUAG